AACCCCGUAAAUUAGACUUUACUGAAAUAAUACAGAAGCAGAUUUGAAUCUUCAAACACAGAAGAACAAGACUUUUAUUUGGCCUACUAAACCCAAAAUCCCUUCUCCUUUCUCUCUCUAUAUAACAUUGUACAUUGCGCGAUCCCUGCAACUCCAUAGCUAUUUUUGUAUUCUGGUCGUAUAGCUUUCCUUUUUGGGUCGUCAUCUAUUUCCUCUUCGGUAUUUGUUGACUUCAGUUCAAACCUCGGGGGGUUAAAGAAGAGGCCGAUCCCCUAUCCAGUCGAGCAGGAUAUUGUGCAUGAGGGUGCCCUUCAAUUGUCCUGGUGAAAGCUAUUGAUAACAAUUCUUUUUUAAACGUAUAAUGUGGGUGUAUGACUGAUUUUGGCUUUCAUUGGGAAGAAAAGAAUGGCACGAGGCAGCAGCAAAAGGGCAAAGAUUCAAUGGAGCAAUCUAUAUACAUUUGGUUGCUAUCGACCACGAACUGAUGAGGAAGAGGGUCCCCAUCAGCUAGGCGCUGGUUUUUCACGAGUAGUCCAUUGCAACCAGCCCCAUCUCCAUGAAAAGAAACCUCUUAAGUACUGCACAAACUACAUAUCUACCACGAAGUAUAAUUUCAUCACAUUCCUGCCCAAGGCCACGUUUGAGCAAUUCAGACGUGUUGCUAACUUGUAUUUCCUCCUUGCUGCAAUCCUGUCAGCCACAACGAAUCUUUCUCCAUUCUCACCUAUCAGUAUGAUAGCUCCUUUGGUCUUUGUUGUUGGGUUGAGUAUGGCGAAGGAGGCAUUGGAAGACUCGCGGCGGUUCAUACAAGAUAUGAAGGUCAAUCUGCGAAAAGCUCGUCUACAUAAGGAAGGUGGUGACUUUGGUCCAAGGCCAUGGAUGAAGAUUCGUGUCGGAGACAUCGUGAAGGUGGAAAAGGACCAAUUUUUUCCGGCUGAUUUGCUUCUUUUAUCAUCAAGUUAUCAAGAUGGAAUCUGUUAUGUGGAAACUAUGAACUUGGAUGGAGAGACAAACUUGAAGGUAAAAAGAGCUUUGGAGGUUACCCUACCAUUGGAUGAUAACGAGGCUUUCAAGGAUUUCAGGGCUACCAUAAAAUGUGAAGAUCCCAAUCCUAACCUUUACACUUUUGUGGGCAACCUGGAAUAUGAUCGUCAGAUUUAUCCUCUUGAUCCUACUCAGAUUCUCCUCAGGGAUUCAAAGCUUAGGAAUACAGCAUAUAUCUAUGGAGUUGUUAUAUUCACUGGUCAUGACAGCAAAGUUAUGCAAAAUUCUACAGAAUCUCCUUCGAAAAGGAGUAGGAUCGAACUUCAGAUGGACAAGAUAAUUUACAUCCUCUUCACCCUCCUUCUCGUGAUAUCAUUUAUGAGUUCCAUUGGCUUUGCCGCAAAAACAAGAUUCAACAUGCCAGACUGGUGGUAUAUGCAGCCUAUGGACAAGAACAAUAAUACAACUGAUCCAAACAGGCCCGAGUUGUCAGCCUUUUUCCAUCUGAUCACUGCACUAAUAUUAUAUGGUUAUUUAAUUCCUAUUUCCCUCUAUGUUUCUAUUGAAGUAGUGAAGGUUCUACAGGCAUUGUUCAUAAACCAGGAUAUUAAUAUGUAUGAUGACGAGACAGGCACUCCUGCUCAAGCACGAACGUCAAACUUAAAUGAGGAGUUGGGGCAGGUUGAUACCAUCCUCUCGGAUAAAACUGGCACUUUGACGUGCAACCAAAUGGACUUCCUAAAAUGUUCCAUUGCUGGUAUCGCAUAUGGGACAAGAGCCAGUGAUGUAGAACUUGCAGCUGCAAAGCAGAUGGCAGAGGACCUCGGUGGGCAAGAUCCUGACAUUUCACAGAGACGGUCAUCAGAAAUUGAACUAGAGAGGGUCGCCACUCCUAGAUGUGAUGUCAGGCCGGCAAUAAAGGGGUUCAGCUUUGACGAUAGCCGACUUAUGAAGGGAAGUUGGAUGAAGGAGCCAAAUGAAGAUAUCAUCUUGCUAUUCUUUAGGAUACUUUCAGUUUGCCAUACUGCUAUUCCUGAGUUAAAUGACGAGACUGGCUGCUACAAUUAUGAAGCAGAAUCUCCUGAUGAAGCAGCAUUUCUUGUCGCAGCUAGGGAAUUUGGCUUUGAGUUCUGUAAAAGAACUCAAUCAAGAGUUAUUAUACGGGAGAGGUAUCCUUCUUUUCAUGAGCCCAGUGAAAGGGAAUUCAAAAUUCUCAAUCUAUUGGACUUCACCAGCAAGCGGAAGAGAAUGUCUGUUAUCGUCCGAGAUGAGAGGGGACAGAUUCUUCUCUUGUGUAAAGGAGCAGACAGCAUCAUCUAUGAGAGAUUAGCAAAGAACGGAAGGAGAUUUGAGGAGGCUACCACGAAGCAUUUAAAUGAUUAUGGGGAAGCAGGGUUGCGUACUCUCGUGCUUGCCUAUAAAAAGCUGGACGAGACAGAGUACUCUGUGUGGAAUGAAGAAUUUACUAAAGCAAAAACUUCAAUCAGCGGUGAUAGAGAUGCCAAUCUUGAACGUCUAUCUGAUUUGAUGGAAAAGGAAUUGAUCCUUGUUGGUGCUACAGCUGUGGAGGAUAAGCUACAGAAGGGAGUUCCUCAGUGUAUAGAUAAACUGGCGCAAGCUGGUCUCAAGAUCUGGGUUCUGACAGGUGACAAGAUGGAAACAGCCAUCAACAUAGGGUACGCGUGUAGUCUACUUCGGCAAGGGAUGAGGCAAAUAUGCAUAACGACGAUGAAUGCAGAAUCAGUGGAAAGAAGCUCUGAACAGACUAUCAAGGAGAACAUUUUGAUGCAAAUCACAAAUGCUUCUCAAAUGAUCAAGCUUGAAAAGGACCCACAUGCUGCAUUUGCCUUGAUUAUUGAUGGGAAAACUCUAACAUAUGCUUUGGAAUAUGAUAUGAAACAUCAAUUUUUGAAUUUAGCAGUCGAUUGUGCAUCUGUGAUUUGCUGUCGUGUCUCUCCUAAGCAGAAGGCCUUGAUUACUAGGUUAGUAAAGGAAGGAACUGGAAAAACCACAUUAGCAAUUGGUGAUGGUGCAAAUGAUGUUGGGAUGAUCCAAGAAGCGGACAUUGGAGUUGGCAUUAGCGGUGCAGAAGGAAUGCAGGCUGUGAUGGCUAGUGACUUUGCUAUUGCACAGUUUCGGUUCUUGGAGAGACUUCUCGUUGUACAUGGGCAUUGGUGCUACAAACGAAUUGCUCAGAUGAUAUGCUAUUUCUUCUAUAAAAAUAUAGCUUUUGGCCUCACACUCUUUUACUUUGAGGCUUUUGCGGGCUUUUCGGGCCAGUCUGUCUAUGAUGAUUCAUACAUGAUUCUGUUCAAUGUGAUUCUUACCUCACUACCUGUGAUCGCGCUUGGAGUAUUCGAGCAGGAUGUGUCUUCUGAAGUUUGCUUAGAGUUUCCAGCACUGUACCAGCAAGGGCCCAAAAACUUGUUCUUUGACUGGUAUAGGAUAUUCGGUUGGCUUGGCAACGGUGUCUACACCUCCCUCAUUGUUUUCUUCCUCAACAUCAUCAUCUUCUAUGAUCAAGCCUUCCGGGCUGGAGGCCAGACUGCUGACUUGACUGCUAUGGGUACUACGAUGUUCACCUGCAUUGUCUGGGCCGUCAACUGCCAGAUUGCACUCACAAUGAGUCACUUCACAUGGAUACAACAUUUUUUCAUCUGGGGAAGUAUUGCCAGUUGGUACCUAUUUCUUUUGAUCUAUGGUAUGAUAGCGCCAGAUUAUUCUAAAUAUGCCUUCAGAAUCCUGGUGGAAGCUCUAGCUCCUGCUCCAGUCUACUGGUGUACCACCCUUUUAGUAACUGUUGUCUGCACUCUGCCCUACCUUGCGCACAUAUCUUUCCAAAGGUUAAUCAAUCCGAUGGAUCAUCACAUUAUUCAAGAAAUCAAAUAUUAUAAGAAAGACGUUCAAGAUCAUCAUAUGUGGACGAGAGAGCGGUCUAAAGCUAGACAGAGUACCAACAUCGGGUUCACAGCAAGAGUAGAUGCAAAAAUUAGGCAGUUGAGAGGGAGGCUGCAGAAAAAGUAUUCCUCAAUGGGUCCUCAAAUUGAGUUAACACAAUCAUAGCUGUGCAUUACUGAUUUUCCUUUCUUUUCUUUUUUCUUAGGGAUUCUCCCCCUUUUUAAUCACAAAAGAAUGUAGGGUUUCGCCAUUUGCAAUUCUUUUGCUGGCGCUUUUUUGACUUGAUUUGUAAAAUUAUUUGUCCAGUGUAGGUCAUUCGUUUGUUCCAAAAUUAGUGUGCACACAGUAUUGUAAAAUACUCAUAUGAUUCACGUAAAGUUUGGGAAAGAAGAUGCAUAUAGUGUUUUAUUGUUCUCAAA
Lycium barbarum (goji berry) is the source of this 4301-nucleotide messenger RNA. RefSeq names its product probable phospholipid-transporting ATPase 4. The coding region runs from base 406 to 4047 and encodes 1213 amino acids. The transcript is spliced from 11 exons. Lineage: Eukaryota; Viridiplantae; Streptophyta; Magnoliopsida; Solanales; Solanaceae. Gene Ontology annotation, biological process: phospholipid translocation. The record is from RefSeq and is a predicted model, not a curated record. Gene Ontology annotation, cellular component: plasma membrane. Gene Ontology annotation, molecular function: ATP binding; ATPase-coupled intramembrane lipid carrier activity; magnesium ion binding.